AUGAGGCCCAUUCUCCUGAAGGGCCACGAACGGCCCCUGACCCAAGUCAAAUACAACCGGGACGGCGAUCUCAUAUUCACCACGUCAAAAGACCAGCAAAUCUGCGUCUGGUUCUCGCACAACGGGGAGCGCCUCGGCACAUAUCGCGGCCACCAAGGUGCCAUCUGGUCCGUUGACGUCGACCCCACAAGCACCAUUAUCGCCUCGGGCUCUGCCGACAACACAAUCCGACUCUGGGACAUCAAGACGGGCAAGUGCCUCAAAUCGUGGGAGUUCCCGACCGCCGUCAAGCGGGUCGAGUUCAACGAGGAUGGCAGCAAGCUCCUCGGCGUAACGGAGAAGCGCAUGGGGCACCUGGGCACCAUCGUUGUGCUGGACAUCAAGAUCGACGUUGAGGCGGAGCAGUCCGACGAGAAGGCCCUGACGAUUGUGUGCGAAGAGAGCAAGGCCACCGUCGCCGGGUGGAGCUACCUGAGCAAAUACAUUAUCGCCGGCCACGAGGACGGGUCCGUCUCCCAGUACGACGCAAAGACGGGCGACCUGAUCUACAACAUUCCCGUACACGAGCUCAAUUCAUCCAUCACUGACAUGCAGUGGUCUUCGGACCGGACAUACUUCAUCACCGCCUCACAAGACAAGACGGCCAAGCUGAUCUCCGCCAAGGACCUCGAAGUCCUCAAGAGCUACCCGGCCGACACGCCGCUCAACACGGCGACCAUCACGGCCAAGAAGGACUUUGUCAUUCUGGGCGGCGGGCAGGCCGCGUCCGAGGUGACGACGACGUCGUCGCGGCAAGGGCGGUUCGAGGCGCGCUUCUACCACAAGAUCUUUGAGGACGAGAUUGGCCGCGUGCGGGGCCACUUUGGCCCGCUCAACUCCAUCGCCGCCGACCCCACGGGCAAGAGCUACGCCAGCGGCGGCGAGGACGGCUACGUGCGCGUCCACCACUUCGACAAGGGCUACUUUGACUUCAUGUACGAGGUGGAGCGGGAGCGGGCGAACAGGCAGCAGCAGAUGGGCACCGCUACUGCUUGA
This is a messenger RNA of Canariomyces notabilis, 1035 nucleotides long. Its product is annotated as eukaryotic translation initiation factor 3 subunit I. Gene Ontology annotation, cellular component: cytoplasm; eukaryotic translation initiation factor 3 complex, eIF3m. Gene Ontology annotation, molecular function: protein binding; translation initiation factor activity; RNA binding. Gene Ontology annotation, biological process: cytoplasmic translational initiation. Bases 1 to 1035 code for a protein of 344 amino acids. The record is from RefSeq and is a predicted model, not a curated record. NCBI's taxonomy places the organism in Eukaryota, Fungi, Ascomycota, Sordariomycetes, Sordariales, Chaetomiaceae. The transcript has 3 exons.